Messenger RNA from Chrysochloris asiatica (Cape golden mole), 3104 nucleotides. RefSeq names its product Sp4 transcription factor (gene SP4). Bases 219 to 2570 code for a protein of 783 amino acids. The transcript has 6 exons. Lineage: Eukaryota; Metazoa; Chordata; Mammalia; Afrosoricida; Chrysochloridae. The record is from RefSeq and is a predicted model, not a curated record.
AUCAAGGGCGAGUCAGCCGGGCUCGGGCGGAGAGAGGAGCUGCUACGCCACAGCCCAGCGGCGGCCAUUCGCGGAAAAAGAGGCAGAGCCUGUGCCAGCUACAGCCUCCUCCGAGCCACCGCGGGCGGGCGGGACCGGCCUCUCCUCCCGCCUCGCCCCCACCCCCACCCACCUCUAUCCCAGUGUCUCCGUCUGAGGGUUUGUCCUGUUAAUGCGGGAUGAGCGAUCAGAAGAAGGAGGAGGAGGAGGAGGCGGUGGCGGUGGCGAUGGCUACAGAAGGAGGGAAAACCUCUGAGCCAGAGAAUAACAAUAAAAAACCCAAAACCUCAGGCUCCCAGGACUCUCAGCCCUCUCCUCUGGCUUUACUGGCAGCUACUUGCAGCAAAAUAGGGACUCCUGGUGAAAAUCAAGCAACUGGACAACAACAAAUUAUUAUAGAUCCAAGCCAAGGACUGGUGCAACUUCAAAAUCAACCACAACAGCUAGAACUGGUAACAACACAACUUGCUGGAAACGCUUGGCAACUUGUUGCCUCCACUCCCCCUGCUUCAAAAGAAAAUAACGUUUCUCAACCCGCUUCUAAUUCAUCUAGUUCUUCCAACAGUAAUAACGGGAGUGCGUCUCCUACAAAAACAAAAUCAGGUAAUUCUUCUACCCCUGCUCAAUUUCAAGUCAUACAAGUACAAAAUCCAAGUGGCAAUGUUCAAUACCAAGUGAUUCCACAGCUUCAGACAGUGGAAGGUCAGCAAAUCCAAAUCAAUCCUACUAGUAGUUCAUCUCUACAGGAUUUGCAGAGUCAAAUUCAGCUAAUUUCUGCAGGUAAUAAUCAAGCUAUACUCACGGCUGCUAACAGGACAGCUUCUGGGAAUAUUCUUGCUCAAAACCUGGCAAAUCAGACAGUUCCUGUCCAGAUUAGACCUGGUGUUUCAAUACCACUGCAGUUACAAACCCUCCCUGGUACCCAGACCCAGGUUGUAACUACCCUACCAAUUAACAUCGGAGGAGUAACUUUAGCUUUGCCUGUGAUAAACAACGUAACUGCUGGAGGAGGGACUGGACAGGUUGGCCAGCCUGCUACUACUACUGAUAGUGGGACUUCUAAUGGGAAUCAGUUAGUUUCCACACCCAUCACCACCACUGCUUCUGCCAAUACUAUGCCGGAAUCUCCCUCCUCUUCCACUACCUGCACAACCACUGCUUCCACAUCUCUGACGAGCAGUGACACAUUAGUGAGCUCAGCAGAUGCGGGCCAGUAUGCAAGCACAUCAGCCAGUAGUUCUGAACGCACCAUUGAAGAAUCCCAAACGCCUGCUGCCACUGAGUCUGAAGCCCAGAACUCUAGUCAGCUUCAGCCAAAUGGACUACAGAAUGCACAAGAUCAAUCAAAUUCUCUCCAGCAGGUGCAAAUUGUAGGCCAGCCUAUUUUACAACAGAUCCAGAUCCAGCAGCCUCAGCAACAGAUUAUUCAGGCCAUUCCACCUCAGUCAUUUCAGCUCCAGUCAGGGCAGACAAUUCAGACCAUCCAGCAGCAGCCUUUACAGAAUGUUCAACUUCAAGCUGUAAAUCCGACUCAGGUGCUUAUCAGGGCUCCAACUUUAACACCUUCAGGGCAAAUCAGUUGGCAGACUGUCCAGGUUCAGAAUAUUCAGAGUCUUUCAAAUUUACAAGUUCAGAAUGCUGGGUUAUCCCAACAAUUAACCAUCACCCCAGUGUCUUCAAGUGGUGGCACAGCUCUUGCUCAGAUCGCUCCUGUGGCUGUUACGGGUGCCCCACUAACUCUGAAUACUGCCCAGCUUGCAUCAGUGCCUAACCUUCAGACAGUGAGUGUUGCCAACCUGGGUGCUGCAGGCGUUCAAGUGCAGGGAGUUCCAGUUACAAUCACUAGUGUUGCAGGUCAGCAGCAAGGACAGGAUGGAGUAAAAGUCCAACAAGCUACUAUAGCUCCCGUAACCGUAGCAGUUGGAGGAAUUGCUAAUGCAACGAUAGGUGCUGUUAGUCCUGACCAACUCACUCAAGUGCAUUUGCAGCAGGGCCAGCAAACUUCUGAUCCAGAGGUGCAGCCUGGCAAGAGGCUUCGAAGAGUUGCAUGUUCCUGUCCUAAUUGUAGGGAAGGAGAAGGAAGAGGCAGUAAUGAACCAGGAAAAAAGAAACAACAUAUCUGUCAUAUUGAAGGAUGUGGAAAAGUGUAUGGCAAAACGUCUCACCUACGAGCACAUCUUCGCUGGCAUACUGGAGAAAGACCUUUUGUAUGCAACUGGAUGUUUUGUGGCAAAAGGUUCACAAGGAGUGAUGAGCUUCAAAGACAUAGAAGAACUCAUACAGGUGAAAAGAGAUUUGAAUGCCCGGAAUGUUCUAAAAGGUUUAUGCGCAGUGAUCAUCUCUCUAAACAUGUCAAAACGCACCAGAAUAAGAAAGGCGGUGGGACAGCCCUUGCCAUUGUUACCUCCGGAGAACUGGACUCAUCCGUUACAGAGGUGCUUGGCUCCCCGAGAAUUGUCACAGUUGCAGCCAUUUCUCAAGAUUCAAACCCAGCAACUCCCAAUGUUUCAACCAAUAUGGAAGAAUUCUGAAAAGUUAUUUAUACCGAGACCUCUAGUGCUGCACUUAAGUUUACACACCUUUGAAUAUCCGGAAUGGGCUGGUCAAGUGGAUUACAGAGUAGGAAAUCGUGUUUUCAUUCUUGGCUUUUAUGUAUUCCAAGAUUUUGGGUCAACACAUAAAGCAUUGAAUUUUUUAAAUUACAGGAAGCAAAUGAUGUACUGGAAACAGAUGGAAAAGUAUUUCCUCCAUAUUAUAAGUUGUAGCUGUUUGGAACUAUAUCACAUAACCUUUAAAAUGAAUCUUCCCCUCUCUUAAUAUCAUGUGUUAACUGUUUUAAAAGAUCUCACUAGUUUGCAGGCUGGAUCUUAAUUAGACUUGAAAGUACUUUCUCAUAAAUUCAGUCAGUAAUAUUUUACAUGUGUUUCUUUUUCUCAAUAGCACAGAAAAACAGAUAGUUAACUAAUGAUAGGGAUAAUGCUGUAUUUCGUUGGCCUGAUUAUUUUGAAAAUCAACUUAAAAUAAUUUUGGCCGUCUUUUCUAAAUGUUAGAAAUUCUACAGCUGA